Messenger RNA from Cataglyphis hispanica, 2054 nucleotides. Its product is annotated as antitrypsin-like. The transcript is spliced from 9 exons. The coding region runs from base 493 to 1764 and encodes 423 amino acids. Gene Ontology annotation, molecular function: serine-type endopeptidase inhibitor activity. Lineage: Eukaryota; Metazoa; Arthropoda; Insecta; Hymenoptera; Formicidae. The record is from RefSeq and is a predicted model, not a curated record.
UGCUAUAACGACCGUUACAGAGAUGUAGGUAGACACGUAUUAAGCAGUCGUGUAUAAUCAUCGAUAAUUGUGGUAUCAAUUAUUUCUAACCAUUGCAACAAAAGUGCCAUUGAACAUCUUAUACGAAAAUUGUUCCUAAAGUUGGAAAUUAAUUUUGUUGAAUUAUUUUUGAUAAUUUUCUUAAUAGUUGAUGCAAACAAUACAAUGCAGCUAGUAUCUAAUCGAUGUUAAAAGAAGAGACUAAAAUUGAACUAAAUAAUUUGCCUCUUUAAAUUUUUGAAUUUUGAAGCUUUUAAAGAAUUGAAGAAUUUAACUGGUCAUUUAAGAUAAUUGAUUGUUGGUACAUAAGAAAAAUUAAAAAGAAAACAAAAAAAGCUAUAUACAUAUAUAUAAUAUAAACGUAUAUUAAAUUGCAUAAUUUAUUCUUCAAUUUAUUCGAUAUAAGUAUAUACUUUUUAUAUAUAUAUAUCAUAGAAUUGGGAUUUUGUUACGAUGCAUACAGCGCUGUUUGCUAUCAUCAUCGCUAACAUUGUGUAUGCUUUCGAUUUAUCGAUGCCAUUUAACAGAAAUAUUUAUAAAAAACUUGAUCUAUCUACAGCGAUUGUAACAUAUGUAGAAAUAAAGGAUAUACAUAGUUUAAAAUCACCAGUGUACACACAUACAUAUAGAAUGAGAAACUUUGGAAAUAGUCUGGUUAGUCCUAUAGUUAUGGAUAUGAUAACAGCUUUACUUUUAAACGUACUUAAAAACUCGUCAAAGAAAGAAUUGAUAACAUAUUUGAUCAGGAAUAAAGUCGGUAAAAUCCCUCUCAGCGAUAUGUACAAAUCGGAAUUCUCUUACUUAAAUGAUAUCGAAAACAUAGAAUUGUAUUUUGGAAAUGCAAUAUAUGUUCAAAAGUCAGUUAAUUUAACAAACAAUUUUAUAUCAUUAUGCAUGAAAAAGAAACUUCAUUGUUCAAAAGUAGAUUUCAAGAAUAACGUACAAACUGCAAGAAUUAUAAAUUCAUGGGUCGAAGAGAAAACAAAUGAUAAAUUACCACACGUAAUUUUUCCAGAUGUCGAUAUCAAUAAGGAUACAAAAAUUAUGUUGAUAAAUGUUGCGUACUUUCAUAUUGGAUUGGAUAAUAUAAAAGCAAAAAUAUCAGAAAAACGCAAAUAUUAUGUUACUCCAUCAAAACUGUUUUAUGUUCCAACAAUUCAAAUUGAAAAUUUGUCAUUUAUUUAUGGCGAAGUACCAUAUUGGAAUGCAAAAUUUGUUGAAAUUCCAGUUUCGAAUGCCAACAUUACAAUAAAUAUAUUUUAUCCAAUCGAAAAAGGAUCUGAAGGCCUAGAAUACAUGUUAAAUAAACUUGAUUUUGAUGAAUUUAAAUUAAUUAAAAAUGUAUACACAAACAAAUUUGAAAAUAUAGAUUAUCUAAUUCUACCUAGGUUUACAAUUGAAUAUCAUGAAAAUAUGACAACAUUUUAUUAUCAGAACGGUGUAACUACGAUGUUCAAGAAUGAUGCGGACUUGACAGGUCUCUCCAAAAUUCCUUUAAAAGUGAACAAUAUCUUUCAAACAAAUUUUAUAAACAUUAAUGUAAAAAAUUCAGAAGCUCCAAAUGUUAACGAAAAUAAAGUAAGAGAACCGGCAGAUUCACAGAAACAGCUGAUCAUAGAUUGUCCGUUUUAUUACGCAAUCAAUGUGCACGGAGAAGUAGCUUUUGCUGGAGUCAUGCAAGCACCAGAAUUUUUAUUUAGAGGAUAUAGAAAAGAUGAAUUAUAAUUAUAUUUAUUAAUUUAAAUUAUAUUUAUUACAUUCUUAUAUUUAUUGAAAAUUUAUGUCACAAUAUAUGUAUAACUUAAUUUGUUUUUAACUUUAUCAUAUUAAUGUAUAUAAAAUUUAAGCAUUAAUUAAUAAAUAAUUUGUAUUUUGAAAAUGUGCUUGAUUGCUCAUUUUUUGAUCAAUUAUCUUAUUAUUUAAAAAUAGCCAAAUAGUGCAAAUCAAUUUGCACUUGUGUACAUUAGAUGUAACAAAAUAAUUGUAUCCAUUGCAUAAUUAUAUAAUAUAGAAGA